Molecule: messenger RNA, 751 nt
Organism: Polyodon spathula (Mississippi paddlefish)
Lineage: Eukaryota; Metazoa; Chordata; Actinopteri; Acipenseriformes; Polyodontidae
Gene: eve1
Product: even-skipped-like1
Exons: 3
Coding region: 1-729 (242 amino acids)
Biological process (GO): regulation of transcription by RNA polymerase II
Cellular component (GO): nucleus
Molecular function (GO): DNA-binding transcription factor activity, RNA polymerase II-specific; RNA polymerase II cis-regulatory region sequence-specific DNA binding
Source: RefSeq, a predicted model, not a curated record
AUGUUGAGCGACGACAGAAAUUCGCCUGUUCUCACGAACGGUCACAGCGACUCGGACCAGGCGGAGGAAGAGCCCUCCCCGCGCGGCGCUCUCCGCAGACACAGGACCGCCUUCACGCGGGAGCAGCUCGCCCGCCUCGAGCAGGAGUACUGCAAGGAGAGCUACGUCUCGAGACCCAGGAGGUGCGAGCUCGCCGCCGCGCUCUGUCUGCCCGAGACCACGAUAAAGGUCUGGUUCCAGAACAGAAGGAUGAAAGACAAGCGACAAAGACACACUCUGAGCUGGCCUCACCCACUGGACCCCAGCCUGUAUGCCUACAUGAUGACGCAGGCAGCUGCCAGCCUCCCCUACUCCUCUUUCCUGCCUCACAUUCCCCUGCACCUUUACUCACACCUGGGUCUGAGCACCCCUGCGGCCCCCAGCCCCUUUGCCCCGCCCCUGAGGCCCCUGGAUUCUCUGAGGCUCUCCCAUGCUCCGUACCCGAGGCCAGACCUGCUGACGGGGUUGCGCCACCCCUCGUUCUAUCCCGCAACCUCCCCCUCACUUCAUCACCACCCCAGCUCCUGCCCCUGCUUCCUGUGCAGCAGUAACUCCUUGAGUCAGAGGGGGGUGGAGCUUACCAGAGGUCAGGUGUCACAGGGAGACAGCCUGCUGCAUCGCACUCCCUCCAUUGUGAAACCCACAGCCCUCUCCUUAGACAGGAGAGAGGAUAUGCCCUUAUCCAGAUGAAAAAGGAUGCUCUAUUAUAAGG